Messenger RNA from Mytilus trossulus (common blue mussel), 1686 nucleotides. Its product is annotated as protein fuzzy homolog. The transcript has 11 exons. Lineage: Eukaryota; Metazoa; Mollusca; Bivalvia; Mytilida; Mytilidae. The record is from RefSeq and is a predicted model, not a curated record. Bases 23 to 1243 code for a protein of 406 amino acids. Gene Ontology annotation, biological process: non-motile cilium assembly; vesicle-mediated transport.
CGUAUGUUAAACUUACAUCGAAAUGGCGACCUACAUUCUAUGUUUGACAACAGGAGGCGGAGUUCCUCUGUUUACCCGAAUGUCAGCCAGUUUAAAGCCUUUACCAUUUCCUGUGAUUGGUUCGCUGAAUGGAGUACAUAUGUUUGGUAUAAAUCAGGAUGUAGAAUUGUUAGCCUCCACAACAGAUGAUGCAAAAGUUAUCUGGAAAGUUUUUCAUGAAAGUGUAACAAUGAUAGCGGUAUCCCAAGAUGAUAUGGCUGAUGACUGUCACCUGACCAAUCUUCUCAACUAUGCCUUCCAGAUCGUUGUUCUACUCUGUGGAUUAGACGAAGUUACCAACAUCAAAAAUAUUGAAAGAUUUAAAAAAGAAUUGAAGGUGUGUAACCAGCUAAUUGACAAGUUGGUAGAACCACCGGUCAGUUUCAGUACACUAACAAAUACUGUAGAAACAAUAGCAUCACCAGAAAGCACUAUUCUGCAGAAUUUCUUAGAUGCCUUUACAGAAGCAGCUGAGAGCUCGUUUGGUUGUCUUUAUGUGGAUGACAGGAUUGUUGUGGCCACUAGGAAAUGGUGGUCUUUAUCCUCCAAUGAACUGGUGCUAUUGACCUUACUGAUAUCUUCUCUACAGAGAUGUUCCUCUAGAGAUAUACCUAUAUUCCUACCAGACAGUCAUCCCACUAUACCUCACAGACUGAUGACCUUCAGACUGACUAAAAAGACAGAAGUAUGUGUGAUAUGUGGACAGACACCAAACCUUACAGAUUUAGAGAAUGAGGUAGGAAGAUUUUGGAGGCCAGCUUAUGAUUCACUAUUAUCAGCUACAUCAAUUGUUCCUAGAAACAUCCCUUCAAGUAUGGUCUUAGAUCCAAAUAUACAAUGCUUUCUGCUUGUAAACACAGAGACCAGCAGAUGUCUAGGGAGUGUGCACUCAGAAAGUAGUGGUCCUUUAGGUGAUUUUUUAACAGUUCCACAGAGGAGAGAAGUAUUGUCAUCAUUUUAUAAGAAGAUGGUUGGAACAUUCUUUACUUCAGUCAUAGAGGGUAGUGACACAGGGCCAUUGGAGUUUACCCAUCAGCCUAUGGAAACCUACAUAACAACUGACUCCCACAAGUGUUACGCCUUGCAGUCAGGUCCUCAUCAGUUAUAUGUUGUAUAUACAGAUAGCAUCCCUACCUAUGCUAUGAGAUCAGUGUCACAUAAAACACUAUCUUUGUUGACAAAAGACAAGAACAUCCAAGUGUGAUGACAUAGAGAAGAAAAUGUCAAAAGUACAGUUCAGAAAAGAAAUGUAACAGCAAAAAACAGAUAGAGACAAAGACAAAAGUUGAAAGAACGACAAAACUCAGAAAAAGGCAAAGAGAACAAAAACAAUACAGAUGAAGUGAAAAUGGUAUUUAAAGUAGUUGUAGAGAGUUUAUUCUAAUUAUGUUUUAUGUUUUUCUUUUUGAGUUAUUGAUUGAUAAUUUUGUCAAACACAGACUUUUUUCUUGAAAUUCCAAUUGGGAACACAUAUAACAUUAUCAUAGUAAUUAAACCAUAUUUUUAUGCCCCACCUACGAUAGUAGUGGAUCAUUAUGUUUGCUGGUCUGUGCCUCCGUUCGUUCGUCUGUCUGUGCGUCUGUUCGCUUCAGGUUAAAGUUUUUGGUCAAGGUAGUUUUUGAUGAAGUUGAAGUCCAAUCAACUUGA